This is a messenger RNA of Cryptococcus amylolentus CBS 6039, 1883 nucleotides long. RefSeq lists its product as hypothetical. Gene Ontology annotation, molecular function: CDP-diacylglycerol-glycerol-3-phosphate 3-phosphatidyltransferase activity. Gene Ontology annotation, biological process: cardiolipin biosynthetic process. The transcript is spliced from 3 exons. Bases 20 to 1498 code for a protein of 492 amino acids. Gene Ontology annotation, cellular component: mitochondrion. NCBI's taxonomy places the organism in Eukaryota, Fungi, Basidiomycota, Tremellomycetes, Tremellales, Cryptococcaceae. The record is from RefSeq and is a predicted model, not a curated record.
UUUUGCCGCCAUUCCAGCCAUGUCCCGCUCCCUCACCACGAGGGCCGUCCUCAGAGCCUCGAGCCCCCGUCUGGCUCUUCUAAGGACAUACUCUAUCGCCACCCCGGACCCCUCCAAACCGCCCGUACCGAAAUUACAGCCACAUCAAUAUGCCGCCUUCGAACAUCUCUCUCAGUCACUGUCUUCAACGCAGCCCUGUUUCGGCGCGAGAGGAGAUGAGGUGGAGCUCCUGAAUGGGCCGACAGGUUUCUACAAACGGCUGAUAGAGAUCAUUGGGAGAGCGAAGAGGAGAAUACUGAUAAGUAGUCUGUAUAUCGGCGCUGAGGAGGGCGAGCUUGUUGAGGCUAUCAAAGCAGCCCUCACAAACAACCCUCAACUACGCGUGGUAUUCAUGCUAGACUAUCACCGGGCCACCCGUUUGUCUACGUCGAAUCCCGACCUCCCUCCGUCUACCGCGCACCUUUUGCUGCCUCUUGUCGAGAAAUUUCCUGAACGGUGCGAAGUAUGGCUGUACCGAAGCCCCAGGCUGAGGGGAUUGAUGGAGAAGAUCGUCCCUGCGAGGUACGAUGAAGGGUGGGGGACGUGGCAUGGAAAGUGGUACGGAGUGGACGACGAAGUGAUCAUCAGCGGAGCCAACUUGGGCCAUUCGUACUUUGCGAAUCGACAAGAUCGGUACAUCCAUUUCAGGUCAAAUCCGAGUUUGCUCUCCUAUCUCUCGUCCCUCACUCGACUCUUCACGCAAUACUCCUAUCUCUUGCACCACUCACCACCGGCGCACAUUUCGCCUUCCAAUACCGUCCCUCUGCUAUCACCUGAAGACACCGACUCUUCAUCACCACCUCACAAACCUCGUGCUUCCCUCAUAUGGCCUUCCGCUUCCAUAAACCCCCGCAGAUUCGAACCCCAUGCGUUGGCCACAUUGACAGCCUUCCAAAACUCGUGGCGCGCCUCCAAUUCCUUCCGUUCUCGGCGUGUCGACGUCGAUACCUGGUUCUGGCCUGUUCUCCAAGCAGGCGUGAUCGGUAUCAAGGAAGAAGAACGGGCCAUGGGCAAGGUGUGGGAUGCUGUCAAGGAGAGCUACCAGCCAGGCGGUGAAAAGGUGGAAGGAGAAGAGAGAGAAGGAGAUGGGCAGAGGGUCGAGGUAGAUUUGACGAGUGGAUAUUUUGGCCUGUAUAAAAACUACAAGAAGGCGGUGAUACAAUCGCCUGCACCGGUAAAGAUCAUUGCUGCCUCGCCCAAAGUGAGUCUUGCUCAUUUCCUCGGUGCACAAGCUGAUGAUAUACAGGCGAAUGGCUUUUACGGCUCUAAAGGCUUCUCUAGACUGAUCCCGGAGGGAUAUACAUUAUUAGAAAGUAGAUUUCACAGAGACGCGGUCAGGGCUGGUAGAGCCUGGAACGACAAGUCUCAGGAAGGUGUGCGACUGAAGGAAUGGGAGCGAGAAGGAUGGACAUAUCAUUCGAAAGGUGCGUACCAUACAAAUCAAAGUGGCACAGGCUGACUCGGCGCAGGUCUAUGGGUAUCGCCGCCUGGCUCUAAACCAUUCUUGACCUUUAUCGGCUCGUCCAACCUGUCCACCCGUUCUCUCACGCUCGAUACCGAGCUCUCACUCCUCAUGAUGACCUCGUCGCCCACGUUGCGGCGUGCUUUGAAAAGCGAAGUCCAGGGGCUCGACGAAUGGGCCGGUGAUGUUGGAGAGGAGACAUGGACACUUGAGGAGAGGAAAGUGAGCUGGCUGGCGUGGGCUCUGGUAGCAUUGGGAGUCGAGGGGAUGCUAUAGACCCUGUAUUGGGGCUCGUGACGCUUCGUUGUGAACGUAUGCAGCAAUCAAUAUAAUAUGCUAUAAUGCCAACCUUUUCCACACUCUUACCAUAUCCUCUUCAAAU